Molecule: messenger RNA, 1648 nt
Organism: Nerophis lumbriciformis (worm pipefish)
Lineage: Eukaryota; Metazoa; Chordata; Actinopteri; Syngnathiformes; Syngnathidae
Gene: mss51
Product: putative protein MSS51 homolog, mitochondrial
Source: RefSeq, a predicted model, not a curated record
AUGGCUUCACAGAUCCCAGCUCUCCCACAAUCCUUCACUCCCAGCACCGACAGCGUCUUCUCUGACCAGUCCGGCUUCUUCUCCCUGGACUCUCACGUCCCGGGUCUCUCCAAGGUGAUCCUCAACAAGCUCAACCUGUCCGACUAUGGACAGUACAGGGCCGCCCUGGAGGGUCGGACCGGAGGAAUCGCCUUCCGCAACUACAGAGAGAUGUUCCAGAAGAUGGAGGAGACCUUCAAAUUCUGCACCGCCUGCAACAAACUUCCAGAACACCUGAGCGAGGACCAGAAGCUGAAACGUUGUGUCAGGUGUUUAAAUGUCUACUACUGCACCAAAGCCUGUCAGGUCAACAACUGGCCAGAGCAUAAAAAGGUGUGCAAGACGCUGCGUCUGGUGGCCAUUGACAGACUGGUGGAGUGGCUGAUGUUCACUGGAGAUCUUCCACUUCCUACGGACACGUGGUCCAAGCCUGCAUCUGAGGUCAAGACCUGGCAGGACUGGCUCCCCCUGCAGGAGGAGCACCUCACCACCCGCCUGGACGCCGUCUUGACGAGCAGCAACAUGGAGCUCCUCUGGAGAAACGCCAGCAGGCCCAGACCACAGGACCCUGACCUGCGUCAGUCCGUGUGGCGAAUCCAGAGCGAAUUCCUCUCCCGGGUCCUCACAGUGGCCGUCGCCGUGCAGCACUACCAACUAGACCCUCACUCCAGACCCUUCACUAUCCACAUAGUGGGGGCGUCACAUAACGAGACCAUGGGAGCCCGACUGAGCGACUAUGACGAGCUGAACCACAUGUUCCCGGGACAUCAGGGCGUGGAGGUGGUCAUGGUGGGACCGGAGGUGGUGGACGGACCCAUCAUGAGGCCGCCGCUCACGGCCUUCGGGCCCAAGCAGAGGGUCUACAUCAGCGCCUAUAAGGGGCUCUACCAUCACUUCUGGGAGGCGCUGGUGGAGAAGGAGGAAGCAUCCAAACCAGACCUGGUGGUCGGCUUUCAUCCUGGUUUCCACGCCAACCAAGGUCUGGCGGAAGGUUGGCUCCCGACUCUUCUGCUGCUCAGAGACUACAACAUCCCAUCAUUCUUCACGAUGUACAGUGACAUGGAGCUGAAGUACUCGCUGCAGAUCCUGCUGGAGUUGGAGGUGCACAUUCGGGACAGCGGCGUCAAUCCGUUCACAUCUCAGAAGCCCGAACAGGUGCAAGCCUGUCCCAACAAAGCACCUGUGUACUGCAACUCUCACUACGUCGCUUUCCAGGGACUGUUACCGCGAGAAGACUUUGAGGAGGCCAACUAAGAGAUUGUGUCACAAGGACAAUAUACAGGUAAAAGCCAGUAAAUUAGAAUAUUUUGAAAAACUUGAUUUAUUUCAAUAAUUGCAUUCAAAAGGUGUAACUUGUACAUUAUAUUUAUUCAUUGCACACAGACUGAUGCAUUCAAAUGUUUAUUUCAUUUAAUUUUGAUGAUUUGAAGUGGCAACAAAUGAAAAUCCAAAAUUCCGUGUGUCACAAAAUUAGAAUAUUACUUAAGGCUAAUACAAAAAAGGGAUUUUUAGAAAUGUUGGCCAACUGAAAAGUAUGAAAAUGAAAAAUAUGAGCAUGUGCAAUACUCAAUACUUGGUUGGAGCUCCUUUUGCCUCAAUUACUGCGUUA